AUGUCGGCCGACACAACCUGUUCUUGGAAGCAAAAUUGGUGUUGGCCUGGAACUUGUGAGGGGUAUUUGGCCAAAAACUGUGCUUGUGACGAUGGGUUUUCUUUGUCAUCGAGAGGCUCCACCAAAAUCUGUGAUUUAAAUAUUUCUCCAACUUUGCUCACUUGUCGACUAGGAGUAGAAAGCAAUGCCGGAGAAGUAAAGAAUUCAACAUCUACAGGAUCCUGCCUGGAAGAAAAGUCGAAUUUUAUGAAUUUUCAGCCAGAGCAUUCUUCAUUUGUUUUUGAAUUUGCAUUGAAUGUUCAUGUUUCAGCACCAAAACCGGAUCGGAUUUAUGAUUAUUCAUUCGGCAUUGUAAAAGCUUCAGUAUCAGUGUCCAGAAUGAACAUACAUAGAACACGCACACAGCUCCGAGUACUUGAACCUCAUCAGUUUAACAGAUGUACCUUCAAUGGGUUUAGGAAUACCAACCCAUAUGGAAGUGUUAUAUCAUGCAAAAUGAAUUUUGAGACACCGUGGCAUUUUGAAGACGGAGAACGGUUCUGUUUGGAAUUCACGUCCUAUGUCGGUGGAUACCUUCGAACUAAAGAUUUUUCAGGAACAAUAUCACAAUACCACAUUUAUAAUUCUACAGAGGCAUCACAUGAAGUAUGCAUGAUGUACGACUCUUCUCCGCCAAAACAUUGUUCAGAAAAUAGUACCUGUUUACAUAAUGAAACACUGAUUAUAGAAGAUCGCAUAACAAAAUCUAGAAAUUUGAGGAUUUCAGUGGCAGGCUGGCAUGAUUCUCACCCAUGGCCAUUGACGGCUAAUGAAGCUUCCGGUGUCGACAGCUAUUUCCUUACUAUACACGAAAUACUUGAAAUUGAUUCAUUAACACUCACAAUGGAUGAAAGGUCUUUGCUGAGUUAUAAACUUACACGUGAUAUUAAUGUUAUACAGUUGCCUGAUCGACAACCGGCGCUAUAUGGGCUUAGUUUAAAAGUUGGUGAUAAAGCAGGGAACUUCAAAUUGGCUAGGCGAUUUGUAUUGUUUGACAUUUCGUCAAAAAUUAAAACCAAUCGCGUCUGCAAAGUAACUGUGUCAUCUGGAAAUCCUGCAACAAAUUUCACAUGGCAAAUAAACCAUGGGGAAAUAUGCAUUAACUGGUCUGGAAGAUACUACAAUAGUUUCAAUGUUCACUUCAACAUACUUCGAAAAAUCAAACCAGAUUUUUAUAAAUUGUAUAGCGGAGUAUAUGAGCAGCUUGAAGGCCAACUCCCAGUCAGUGGAACGCCAAAUGUGAAUGGAAUUAUUGAGUUUCUCUAUGUCAUCAAAAGAAAUAAAGAAAUGUUACUGAACAACUCGGUUUCAAAUAUCUUUAAUCAAUCCUUUUGUCAUUUGCUGGAAUCUAAGGAUGGUGAGGUGUACGAUAUUACACUUACAGCAGUCGAUAUAAUAGGCAACCGUUUAAGUGAAUCACUGGUUGUUCGUAUGGAUUCAAGUGGUCCUGAAAUACAUUUUAUAAAGGAUGGCUCGCACCAGUCGUCGGAAAAUGUAACAAAUAAUCCAAAAUUAACAUUUGAAAUCCUGGAUGAACACAGUGGACUGUAUUCGGUAAAUUGGACAUUAGGUACCUCAGUAGGAAGUGCAGAUUUAGGCGCUGGAAAUCUUCCUGUUGUGCCUCAAUCGCAGAACUCCUGCGACCGUUUGAGCCUCUGUUAUUGUCCAGAGACUGGGAACUGCGAAAAGUAUUCGUAUACUGUUAACGCGUUUGAACACAGAUUCAAGAAUUCAGAUGAAACUCAUAAAACAAGUUAUUUUCUUACAAUUAAUGCAAUGAAUCACGCACUAUUGCUAUCAUCUUUAUCAAUGGAAAUCAAAGUGGACAAAUGCUUAACUAACAUAUGUCUAAAUGGAGGAAUAUGUUUCGUAGUGAACAGUAGCAAUGAAUGUUCGUGUCCGAAUACUCAUCAUGGAUCUCGUUGUCAAAACGCAUGCAUCAGACCAAAGCAUUGUGAGGAAUACGAGUGUACAUCGGCAGAAGAUUAUGUGUGUAAAAAGUGUUACGGAGAAGGGGCUACUCCUGAAAAAUCAGCAUAUUUUAUUUCCACAGAUAAGAAAAGCUACACGGAUUUAAUACCACCGCAAUUCGUCAACUGCCCCUCAGAUAAGAUACAGAAAUAUGAUUCAGGAGAAGGUUCCUAUGUAACAUGGGAACCAAUACACGCUGUGGACAAUGCUGGCAACCUGAGUCUCUCAAGCAAUAUAAAAAAUGGGGAUUUCCUUAUAUUUGGUAGUCAUCGUGUUAUCUAUAAUGCGACUGAUGAUUCUGGGAACAUAAAUACUUGUAACUUCGAAGUAAAAGUGACGAAGAUAAAAG
This is a messenger RNA of Saccostrea cuccullata (small rock oyster), 2359 nucleotides long. RefSeq lists its product as uncharacterized. The transcript has 8 exons. The annotation marks the transcript as partial. The record is from RefSeq and is a predicted model, not a curated record. Lineage: Eukaryota; Metazoa; Mollusca; Bivalvia; Ostreida; Ostreidae.